AUGCAUCUCCCUAUUUUGACUGCAGUCCUUCUUGGACUUGUCCUGACUCCAGCCCUUGCUGAUUACCAUCAACAGACUGAAGUAAGCAAGAAAAUCUCCAUUGGUGGAGGCUACCAAAUUAUGACCAUCAAUAAGAAAUGGCUGGUGGCAAGUAUUGAGCAAAAGACCAACCAUGGUUACUGGAAAACCAUCUGGAACUAUGACACGGGCUUUAUGGCAACCAAAGUGCUGCCAGAGAGAGCUUGCUACAUUUCCAUAAUGAACAGAACAGAGAUGCCCAGCUUUGAUGCACUUCCCCAGCUGGCUGCAGACAUCAGGAACCAGAUUCGUCCAAGACCCCCUACAAAGGAGAUCACAUUCACCCUUGUGAAGAGAAUUAUUCGUGACCUCGAAUCAUAUGGACCAGACAUCUUCUCUAUGUGCAGAGGGCUCUCAACUUAUGUGGCUUAUGAAGUUCAUGGACCCCAGUUCAAUCUUGGAUCAUGCAUCAAGCUCGAUGUCCUUCAAUAUUUGGCCCUCACCUACUGCCAUAAUGAUAACUUUGUGUAA
Molecule: messenger RNA, 549 nt
Organism: Vidua chalybeata
Lineage: Eukaryota; Metazoa; Chordata; Aves; Passeriformes; Viduidae
Gene: GKN1
Product: gastrokine 1
Exons: 6
Coding region: 1-549 (182 amino acids)
Biological process (GO): regulation of cell population proliferation
Source: RefSeq, a predicted model, not a curated record